CUCAGUCCUCUCUCCCUCCCCUCCCGAACCUUCUUGAAUCCUCCUCCUCUGCAUCGCCAUGGCCGACCACCACGCCACGGCGGACGCGGCGAGGCAGCCGCAGUCGUCGCAGGAGGAGGAGGAGGACUGGAAGGAGGCCGAGGGGGGAGACGUCGAGGCGCCGGCUCCGGCCGCGGCGGCCAGGGCCACGGCCGACAAUGGCGGUGUCGGCGCCGGAGGUGCGGGGGACAGGCCGAUCCGGGUCUACGCCGACGGAAUCUACGAUCUUUUCCACUUCGGCCACGCCAAGUCGCUCGAGCAGGCCAAGAGGCUGUUUCCUAACACAUAUCUCCUUGUUGGAUGCUGCAAUGAUGAGUUGACACAUAAGUACAAAGGGAGAACUGUUAUGACAGAGGAUGAGCGAUAUGAAUCACUUCGUCACUGCAAGUGGGUUGAUGAAGUCAUUCCUGAUGCUCCAUGGGUGGUAACAGAAGAGUUCCUGGAUAAGCAUAACAUUGAUUUUGUUGCUCAUGAUUCUCUGCCGUAUGCUGAUGCUAGCGGAGCUGGUAAUGAUGUCUAUGAAUUUGUCAAAAAACUUGGUAAAUUUAAGGAAACUCAGCGCACAGAUGGGAUAUCAACGUCAGAUAUUAUAAUGCGGAUUGUUAAGGACUAUAAUGAGUACGUUAUGCGGAAUCUAGCCAGGGGGUACACCAGAAAGGAUCUUGGUGUCAGUUAUGUGAAGGAAAAACGACUGAGAGUUAACAUGGGAUUAAAAAGCCUGCGUGACAAAGUGAAGCAGCACCAAGAAAAAGUAGGGGAGAAGUGGAAUACAGUGGCAAAACUCCAGGAAGAGUGGGUAGAAAACGCUGAUCGAUGGGUUGCUGGUUUUCUAGAGAAGUUUGAGGAAGGCUGCCACUCAAUGGGAACUGCCAUCAAAGAGCGGAUCCAAGAGAGGCUCAAGGCACAAUCCAGGGAUUUCAGCCUCCUACAGUACGACGGUGAGGAUGUCGACGAGGAGGACGACGAUGACGACGAUGUGCGAGAUUAAUGCCACCACUGUAAAUAUACAUCAAGUCUGAUACAUACAUACCCUGCAUGUAGCAGAUCUUCAAUCCUUCAACAUGCCAUGUCUCCCUCUCUCCAUGAAUGGUGAACUUGUGCUCCCCAGGUAGAUGGUCUUGGUGCUGUGUUGUAGCAGUAGAACAUGCUUUUUUUGUUUAGGCAAAGUAAGCCUGUAAAAGACCUAGUCGAUGGCCUGGAUGGUUUUCUGGAAGAUACAUAUGUGCUCAAUUAUGUUUUUGUUUAGAACCCAAGAACACUAUAUCUCAAUUGGGUUAUCUUACAUA
Messenger RNA from Oryza brachyantha (malo sina), 1325 nucleotides. Its product is annotated as choline-phosphate cytidylyltransferase 2. NCBI's taxonomy places the organism in Eukaryota, Viridiplantae, Streptophyta, Magnoliopsida, Poales, Poaceae. The record is from RefSeq and is a predicted model, not a curated record. Bases 59 to 1027 code for a protein of 322 amino acids. Gene Ontology annotation, biological process: CDP-choline pathway. The transcript is spliced from 8 exons. Gene Ontology annotation, molecular function: choline-phosphate cytidylyltransferase activity; phosphatidylcholine binding.